GCACGAUAACCGCAAUUCAUUGGCAGUGGUAUAGGAUAUGUACUGGAAUACAAAGGAUAUCUUCCUUGAACACACACAUGGCACGACCCGAAUAAAGUAAACUUGAGAUUGAAUAACGAGCGCGCGCGACGAUAACCCAUAACCAAACCGUAUGAAAUCCACGAAAAAGAAAGACACACGAACGAAAAAUAAUCUCAAUGGAAGGGAGGCGAGGGACAACCCCCGCGGAUGCAUGCGGCAUCCCAAUGCGAAAGCACGAUAGCGAGGAGGCGAUAGAGUGGAAAGCGAGAGAGUGCGCUCGAAUGGGAUCCAGACGACACACGAAGGGAGCAAUGACGGGGACCCGGGAAUAAGAUGAAGAAAAGUCCACGAGGGUAGGGGUAGGGUAGGGUAGGGUAGGGGUAGGGUAGUAACUACUCGUACACGGAAGGAAACGAUGGACGCAGACGGGUAAGCGAUGAUAGUACACAAAUUUACAAAGCAAACGAACGGGACAAAAACGAGACGAGACGCAACGAACUUUUGGGAGAGGAUACGAGAACUGCAAUGCAAGGGGGCUCGCGACGCGUGGAGGGGAUGUUCCUGACGAACGAGGUGACACGGACGACCCAUUAGGGGUGAGGGAGGAUGAUAUGAGCAAGCGAUGUCGUGAUGUCGUAAGAUAGAGACAAAUAAGUGAUGUCGUGAUUAGGAUCGUCGGCGUCGUGUCGUCGUCGAUGGUAUCAUAUGGGCAUGUGGUAUGCUGUGGGGAACAAUGCAAUGCGAGGCUGGGGUAACCAGAUGAGAACGAAAGCCCGGGUCGCGACGACUAGCGCCGAACGACCUCCUUG
This is a messenger RNA of Heterobasidion irregulare TC 32-1, 830 nucleotides long. RefSeq lists its product as uncharacterized. The transcript has a single exon. NCBI's taxonomy places the organism in Eukaryota, Fungi, Basidiomycota, Agaricomycetes, Russulales, Bondarzewiaceae. The record is from RefSeq and is a predicted model, not a curated record. Bases 198 to 353 code for a protein of 51 amino acids.